Abrus precatorius (Indian licorice) is the source of this 1369-nucleotide messenger RNA. Its product is annotated as trans-resveratrol di-O-methyltransferase-like. The record is from RefSeq and is a predicted model, not a curated record. The coding region runs from base 77 to 1150 and encodes 357 amino acids. Gene Ontology annotation, molecular function: O-methyltransferase activity; protein dimerization activity; S-adenosylmethionine-dependent methyltransferase activity. The transcript is spliced from 2 exons. NCBI's taxonomy places the organism in Eukaryota, Viridiplantae, Streptophyta, Magnoliopsida, Fabales, Fabaceae. Gene Ontology annotation, biological process: methylation.
AUCUUAGAUUUCUGUUGAGGAUUUGUUUGUCAUAAGAAGCAAGACAAUUGAUCAGAAUCACAGGACUUUGCAAAAGAUGGAUAUCAACCAAGUGAAGGGAGCUGAAGAGUUGUUUCAGGCUCAGGCCCAUGUAUAUAACUAUACUUAUAGUUACAUUGGUGCCAUGUGCCUCAAAAGUGCAGUUCAUUUGGGAAUACCAGACAUAAUCUACAAACAUGGCCAACCCAUUACUAUACCUGAGCUGGUCUUGGCACUUAAGAUUCACCCUACUAAAUCUGGUCAUGUGCACAGGCUUAUGCGUUUGCUGGUGCAUGCUGGCUUCUUUGCUACAACCAAGGUUAUAAAAGAUGCCAAAGAAGAAGCGGUGUAUGAUCUCACACCUUCCUCUAAGCUUCUCGUCAAAGAGAAUGUUCCAACCUUGUCUCCUUUUGUUCGGGCAAUGUUUCAUCCUGCUCUCGUUCACUCAUCAGAAUUCUUGGCUGAGUGGUUUCACAGAGAUGAGCACACACCCUUUCACACUGCAUUUGGCACUGGUUACUGGGACUACUUGAGCCAAAACCAAGAGUUUAAUAGCCUCUUCAAUGAAGCAAUGAUUAGUGAUUCUGGGAUGAUCAAUUUGGUGAUCAAAGAUUGCAAAUCUGUCUUUGAGGGAUUGAAUUCAUUGGUUGAUGUUGGAGGUGGGAAAGGAGGUGUAGGUAGGAUAGUUUCUGAGUCCUUUCCUAAUUUGCAUUGGACUGUGCUAGAUCUUCCACAUGUGGUUGAAAAUUUGUCAGAUAGCAGCUAUUUGAAGUUUGUUGGAGGUGACAUGUUUCAGUCUAUUCCUUCAGCAGAUGCCAUUCUUCUCAAGUUGGUGUUGCAUGCUUAUAGUGAUGAAGACUGCGUUAAGGUACUGAAGAAAUGCAGAGAAGCUAUUUCAAGCAAGGGUAAGGAAGGGAAAGUGAUUAUCAUAGACAUAGUGAUCGGUGAGAAGAAUGAAAAGCAUGAACUGACAGAAGCAAAGCUGUUUUUUGAUGUGUUAAUGAUGGUUCUGGUGAGUGGAAGAGAGAGAGAAGAAAAAGAAUGGGAGAAACUCUUCUUGGAAGCUGGAUUCAGUCAUUACAAGGUAACACCCAUCUUUGGUAUGAGGUCACUGAUUGAAGUUUAUCCUUGAAUUGAAUUGCUCUCGAUAAAUAAUCUCCCUUCUCAGGAGCAGAUGCAGUAAUUUAUGCAUUGCUAUUAUGUUGCUUUCUAUAAAGGAUAAUAAAAUUAUGUACUAGAGUCGCCUGAUCUUUAUGCCAAAAACUCUCUUGAAGAUUGUACAGUUCUUAUGGUGUGUAAUUGUUUAUCAUUUGUAUAAAAAAAAAAAAAUUUAUGGCAGAGCUGUAUUUUU